This is a messenger RNA of Aspergillus ruber CBS 135680, 1860 nucleotides long. Its product is annotated as MFS general substrate transporter. Lineage: Eukaryota; Fungi; Ascomycota; Eurotiomycetes; Eurotiales; Aspergillaceae. The record is from RefSeq and is a predicted model, not a curated record. Gene Ontology annotation, cellular component: membrane. Bases 14 to 1729 code for a protein of 571 amino acids. The transcript is spliced from 3 exons. Gene Ontology annotation, molecular function: sucrose:proton symporter activity.
CUUCAAUCCAGAAAUGGCAGUCAAUGGAAUAUCGAGUUAUGUACCAGAAAUCCAAGCAAACAACGAGGCGGCACCCUUGAUCCAUGAUGAGUCGGAGAUCCCUGCCAGCCAGGGUGAGCCUCAUCAGGCACCGAAGAGCAGUUGGGAGCUGUUUAUAUUGACUCUCACUAUGGGAGGUCUUCAAGUAGUCUGGUCUAUCCAGCAUUCUAGUGGAUCCCCAUAUCUCCUCUCUCUGGGAAUGAGCAAGGCAUUGCUUGCGUUUGUCUGGGUUGCUGGACCUCUUACCGGGACGCUCGUACAGCCCUACAUUGGUAUCCGCAGUGAUAACUGCCGCAGCCGCUGGGGUAAAAGAAAGCCUUUUAUGAUUUUUGGCGGGACUGUGACCGUGAUAAGCCUCUUGGCGCUGGCGUGGAUUCGAGAAAUAGUUGGGAUUUUGCUCUGGAUAUUUGGCGUCGAUGCUCAAUCUGACAAGGUGCAAGUAGCUGCGAUCGCCGCUGCGAUGAUCUUGAUGUAUUGUCUUGACUUUGCGAUUAACACAAGUGAGUAUCCUCACUUGCUGAUCCUAGCCUGUUUGAAAGUGAAUCUGACUGCAGCAGUCCAGGCGGCAACUCGUGCUUUGAUUGUCGACAUUGCCCCUUCUUAUCAGCAAAAAACGGCAAAUGCCUGGGCAAGUCGUGUUAGCGGAGCAGGAAAUAUACUGGGCUGCAUCCUUGGUUUCAUGGAUCUACCAAAAAUUCUCCCUACUCUGGGGAACACGCAGUUUCAAGUGCUGUGCGUACUGACAAGCUUCUCGCUAUUAGCUACGCUACUGAUAACUUGCAUCUACACGCAAGAGCAAGUCCACCACGAGGAAUCACCGGCAGCCAAUAAUUUAACCGCCAUGUCGCUCGCCCGGUUGAUUCAUCAGUCUGUCAAUCAACUUUCAUCGCAGACACGGAGAGUUUUUGCAAUUCAGUUUGCGUCCUGGUUUGGAUGGUUCUUGUUCCUAUUCUACGCGACGACCUAUAUAGGCCAAUUGUACGUUAACCCGGUCUUGGAUGAACAUCGCCAUCUAUCCGAUGACGAGAUCGAUAAAAAGUGGGCGGAUGCCACACGGAUUGGUACAUUUGCGCUCUUCAUAAAUGCGAUUGUCUCAUUCGCAGCGAGCAUCAUCCUUCCCCUUCUGAUUCCUCCUGGCAAGGAGGUCGGAGGAGGCACUGAUUCGGGUUCCGGGCCGUCAUGGCGGAUACCAAUGUUCAGCGCACGUAUUCGGACUGGUCUAACACUCCGACGCCUCUGGCUGCUAUCACACAUCCUCUUCGCGGCUUGCAUGCUCAGCACAUUCUUCAUAUCCACCACCGCAGCCGCAUCAGUAAUGACAGGAAUAAUCGGCAUCCCAUGGGCAAUCACAUCGUGGGCACCCUGGGCAUUCAUUGCGGGAGAAAUAGGGCAGCACGAUACCGGCCAAAGUGUCUCCCAGUCGUCCCGUCACGAUGAAGAGUCAACUGAAGGUGGCGAUGCCGGCAUAGCAGGACAAGCUGGUAUUGUUCUUGGUCUACAUAAUGUGUUUAUUUCGCUUCCGCAGGUUGUUUCCAGUCUUUUUAGUAGUAUUGUGUUUAAGAUGUUGCAGAAACCCAGGGGAGAGCCUUGGGAUGAGAGCGUGGCGUGGGUUAUGCGAUUUGGGGGAUGUGUGGCGCUGGUAGCGGGGUAUUUGACCGUCGCGCUGAGGGAGCAGCAGAUGAAGGCGUAGUAUUCUAAUAGCCUUGCAUGUGAUAGAUUUGGAAUGAUAGAAUACUGUUAGAGUAGAUUUUCUUAUGUUGUUGGAAGGCGGGAGGUUUCCAUACUUUCACUUGCCGAAUCGGUCAUAAUGUCAUCGGAGGG